Serendipita indica DSM 11827 is the source of this 1902-nucleotide messenger RNA. The record is from the annotation of a GenBank genome assembly. Lineage: Eukaryota; Fungi; Basidiomycota; Agaricomycetes; Sebacinales; Serendipitaceae.
AUGAAAACCGGGUCAUUCCCUUUUCCUUCCUUUUGGGCGCUGUGGACGUUUAUUUCCAUCCUCGACUGUUCACACGCGGCAGUCUCCUGGACGGUCAAGCCAUUCAGCCCUCCAGCGUAUCCUUUGGCCGUACGGACUCCAUAUCUCUCCUGCUGGCUACCUCAAAACAAUGGAACCGCGCUCAACCAAGCGUGGCCAACAUUUUGGACAGGCACCAUUCUUGGCUGGGCUGGAUAUGUGCGGGUAGAUGGCUCUGUAUACCUCUUUCUGGGUCAUCCAGACGUCCAAGGCGCACAGCUUGCUACGCAGAAAAGUGCGACCUUCACUUCUACUCAGAGUACCUUUGUGCUUUCAGCCGGCGGUAUCGACCUGACCGCCAAUUUUCUGAGUCCUGUCGAGCCCGAAGAUCUCACCAAACAGUCGCUUCCCUUCUCCUACCUCGCCCUUACCGCAGCUUCCAAUGAUGGAAACUCUCAUUCCGUUCAGGUGUACACUGAUAUUAGUGCUGAAUGGGUAACGGGAGACAAUUCCAAGACUGCGACUUGGUCCACCACAACUGGAGAUAGUAUCAUCACCCAUCAAAUCAGCUUGCAAAACCCGCAAGUGUACGGCGAAGCCUCUGACCAUACCGAAUAUGGCUCUGCCUAUUACUCUCUCGCAUCGACAGAGAAGGUGACCUAUCAGAGUGGUGCCGAUACCACUCUUCGUGCACGGUUUAUCGCAAACGGUACACUGCAAAACACUCUUGAUAACAACUUUCGCGCCGUCAACGACCAGUGGCCUGUUUUCGCCUUUGCACAAGAUGUUGGCACUGUUGGACCCUCGGCAAGCGACCCUGUCGUAUUCAGUGUCGGACACGUUCGUGAUCCUGCGAUACAGUAUACGGUCCGCGGUGCACUUCAAGACAGAAGUCUAUACUUCUGGACGCAAUAUAGCUCGGUAGCAGAGGCCAUCAACGCGUUUCAUACCGACUACAGUGAUGCGUUGGCCCGUGCCAAGUCGCUAGAUACCAAAUUCUCGUCAGAUGCCGCAGAGAUUUCCGAUGCUUAUGAUGGUGUCGUAUCGCUCUCGUUGAGGCAGGCAUUUGCAGCGAUGGAGCUCACCGUUUCGAAGAACUCGGACGGAUCGUUGAACCAUAGCGACAUUCUACUAUUCCAGAAAGAGAUAUCCAGUAGUGGGUGGACGUCGUGUUCCCCAUGGCCACUCUUCCUCUAUCUCAAUCCAUCGCUUAGCAAGUAUAUCCUACUUCCCUAUUUCCAGUACCAAAGCACCGGGCUAUAUCCCAACGCAUGGGCUGUCCACGAUAUGGGUGCUUCGUACCCCAAGGCUAUUGGACAUAACGAUGGGAAGGAUGAACCCAUGCCACUGGAAGAGUGCGGCAAUAUGCUGAUCAUGACCUUGAGCCAUUAUCAACGGACAGGGGAUAUAUCGUUGAUAUCUACCUACUACAAACUAUUGGAUCAAUGGACACAGUAUCUCAUCGAAGAGGCGCUUAUUCCAGCUUCCCAGAUUAGUACGGAUGACUUUGCUGGCCCUCUGGUGAACCAAACAAAUCUUGCCAUCAAAGGAAUUGUAGCCAUUCGAGCCAUGGCAGACAUUGAGUGUCUCAUGGGAAAUCAAGCACAGAGCGAAAACUAUACGGCUAUUGCGGAGCACUACGUCUCGAAAUGGCAAAUUCUUGCCCUCUCGACUGACCAGCAACACCUUACGCUUUCUUAUGGAAACUCGAGUAGUUGGGGACAGGUGUACAACCUCUUUGCCGACCGGCUCUUAGGCUUCAACCUGUUUCCAGAGUCUAUCUAUGACCUUCAAGACGCCUGGUAUCCCCGAGUCUUGGAAACAUACGGCAUUCCUCUUGACACCAGGCAUAAGUAUACCAAAACAGGCGCGCAUAUGUUAUGA